GCUGCAGACAUGCAAAUGCUUGUUGAAGUUACGAGGAUGGGGAGGAUAGGGCACCACAGUUUCGCCGAAGGGUGUACGCAGACAACUUUGGUAGGGUAUGUGUGGCCGACAUGGACGGCAUCGACCGACUUUUCCCCGUCCAGAGUGAGCUUUCGUACCCGGUCGGUGCUAGUGCCAAAAUGCCGCCUUACGUGUCGAUAGGCAAGCACAUGCCAGUUAGGCUCUUGCGAGUGCCGUGCCUGAGCGGUGCGGAUGAUGAAGACCUCCUCGCGAAAUCGGCAGCAAUGACAGGAUUUCUAGCGCAGCUUCUAUGCCGUUCUUCGAGCAUCGCCUAACCGGAAGAAGCCUGCUUUCGACGCCUUCGAGCCGGGGGCUGAGACACAGCCGGGUACAUGUCGAGCAUGAUUAGACAGACGGAGAAACGGAUGAGCUCACUGUCUCCGGCAGAAGACCGCCUCCUCAUCGUCCCACUUCUCGCCCUACUUCCUGUUUUGUCGGAUAUAAACAUAUCAGACGAACUAUAUGGAUGGUGCAACACGCCAUGCGGGAUGUCAAGCUUCAGUAGCACGUAUUGGUGGUGGUGAGAGGGAGGAGGAGC
This is a messenger RNA of Trametes versicolor FP-101664 SS1, 598 nucleotides long. RefSeq lists its product as uncharacterized. The transcript has a single exon. The coding region runs from base 111 to 335 and encodes 74 amino acids. NCBI's taxonomy places the organism in Eukaryota, Fungi, Basidiomycota, Agaricomycetes, Polyporales, Polyporaceae. The record is from RefSeq and is a predicted model, not a curated record.